Molecule: messenger RNA, 1890 nt
Organism: Mesorhabditis spiculigera
Lineage: Eukaryota; Metazoa; Nematoda; Chromadorea; Rhabditida; Rhabditidae
Source: the annotation of a GenBank genome assembly
AUGCGCGGUCACUCCGAGCAUCGCUCACAUGCCUGGAAACCGGAAGAGAUUUACAAUACCUGCGUGCAAGCAAUCGAGGGUCGAUGUAAUCGGCGCACCAAAGUCGUGCACGACUAUAAAAUUGCGAUCAAGGAAUUCUUGGCCAGGGUAGAGAUCAUCCUCAUCAACGAGUUGUCCCGCGCCCUCGAGCAGUCCAACGAGCCGGACAGGGUGCUGAUUGGGAGGUUGAAUCGGGCCUUAUCGACGUCAUACCUGAAAGACGAUCGGCCCUCCCUCUACCAUGUCCACUCCCCGUCCCGGCCACAGUGGAAAACGUGGAAUCUCGAUCAUGAGGACCCGGCAAAGAUGGCGCAAAUCAUCGAGGCGGCCAAGGAACUCCUCCGAUUGCCCAGAGCCGAAAUUUACGAGGAAGAUCUUCUGCCAAACCUUCGAGAUCGUUCGGAAUGGGACGCGAGAGCAGCAGCUGAGGUGAUCGCCAUCCAACUCGGCACCCACAUCCACCACGAUACGGCCAGCACGGCUGGAUUAUCCCGAGCCACGACACCGGAUGGUCGAACAUUGUGGUCAUCCGACGGCGACUUGAAGCGCCGCGGGAUCAGCGUCGACUCGAUAUCAAGACGGACAAGUUCAGGCCAGCUGCCCUUGGAACCCAGUGUUUUUGUCCGCGAUCGUCCCUCUGUGAUGUCGUUCCGCGAGAAAUCGGUGCCAUUAGAAGAAGCCGAGUCUCCCGAUCAUUCCCUGGCGAACGGCGCUGUGUCGAUGGGAGCCCUAUCGACGUACAGUAAUAUACCGUAUCAACCGCCCACUAGCGCCAUGUCAACGCUACCACCGUAUCCGGCUGAUGACACCCUCAACACGACACUGUCCUCCAACACGACUCCCGUCCCUAACUCUUCACCGGCCCCCGGCUCGAGCAGUAACCCAAAUGGAAAAUUCGCGUCAUUUGGCGAGAAUUUCCUGACGCGCCCGAUCUGCGUGCAAUCGUUUCAACUGCAGGGCAAACCGCCGAUGCUCGCCCUGUCGGAUAGUUGUGGAGGUGUCUACAUCACGACCCCUGAAGGCGAGAUCACCGACCACAUCCUCAUCAAGAACUCGUCCGCCUCGUCGGUGGCUGUUGAUGAGAAAAAUGCGAUCAUGUACGUCUCGGGGAAUAAGAAGCUUGAUGCAAUCCCCUGCCCGAAGGACCCGAAAAUCGAGCUCAGCCGCACGCGAUGGCUUACUGUAGGCCCGCGGGGGCAUCUUUUUAUGACGAGUGGCGACAAUCUGAAAUCGGCACUGUGGGUGUAUAUGAGGAGCAGAAAGGCCUGGAAAACGCUGAAGGAAUCGCGCAAAUCGAGAUACCAAUAUUUGAGCGUGGCCGAGGAUCAGUCCGACUACAAGGCGGUCGUGUUGUUGACGUGCGACGCGGCGAACAAUCGUCUCCUGCUCUUUGUCGUCGACAGCCAGCUGUCGUUGAUCAACGAGUACGACCUGUCGGUGACGUACAACCUCGGCCAGUACAUCUCAUCCCCGGCGAGCGCGAUUGUCGACAAGACGGGCCACCUGCUGAUCAUGGACUACGCGAACGGGAAGGUGCAGAUCUUGCUGAGCGGCGAGAAGGGAGUGCGAAAAUUGCGAGAAGUCACCUUCCUCGAACCCCUCCAACCACAAAUGGCACUCGGACUGACCGUGCUGGGCGACUACGUCUACGUGGCCUGCUUCAGCACCCGGGAAGUGCGCCGGACGCGAUAUCUGGAGAACGGCAAAUUCAGACAAUUCCACCCGCCGGCGGCGUUGGCAGACGCGGCAGCGGCUGCGUUGCGGCCGAAGGCCAUCCUGGCCAAUGGGCGAAGUCCGAUGGGGGAGCGGAGAGCGAACUCGGUCCCGCGCCCUCCAAACACCCACAUUUCA